This is a messenger RNA of Alosa sapidissima (American shad), 1722 nucleotides long. RefSeq lists its product as uncharacterized. NCBI's taxonomy places the organism in Eukaryota, Metazoa, Chordata, Actinopteri, Clupeiformes, Clupeidae. The record is from RefSeq and is a predicted model, not a curated record. The transcript has 9 exons. Bases 372 to 1166 code for a protein of 264 amino acids.
UGUCCAGCAGAUGGCUACAUUUCUCUUUUGCCCCAAUUCCAAAACCUGCACACCAUUCAAGCAAAGAGAAAAAUGUUUCCUGAAGGAAUAACUUUUCCUUGUGGCAGAAAAAAAGAGACCUCUGUAUGGAGCUAAAAUGUUUGCUAUCUUUCUCCAUACAGUGAAGUCAGCAUGUCAUUCGCCAUUUCCAGUGAACAGUGUCAAUUAAUCAACCACAACCUUUUUGUUGUUCAUUGGCUGUUAUGUUUUACAGUAAAACCACAGCGCCUAUAAGAGCCUUGUUUAACUUCAGCAUUGUAUUGAGGAUUCUCUGGUUUGCACAUAUCACCUGAUUCAAGAUUAUUCUGCAACCAGGAACUGAAUGAGUGAAGAUGAAACUGACAUGUUCCCUCCCUCUGGUUUUGUUUCUUCUUUUGGUCAUCAGCCAAGGUGUCUUCAGUAACCCCCCUUCAGGAAACUGUUGUAUGUCAGUAGCAUUUCACAGCCAAAUGAGUAUCUGUGCUGUGAGUGGAUCAUCAGUGGUCAUAUCCUGCUCUUUCAAUAAUCAGACAUGUAACUUCAUUUUUGAGAUUGAGAAUCCCAAUAAGACAAUGGAAGGCAAGUUUGAGAUCAAUUUGACAGUCACAGAUCUUACAGUGCUGGUUCCUCUACCAGUGAUUGAGGGCGGUGAUGCAAAGUUGCUUUGCAUGAGUGUCUGCAAUGUGACAGGCGAUCCCAAAGUGAUAUGGAGAAAGAAUGGACAAGUUGUAACUGGCAAACAGAGAAACAGACAUGAACUUGAGCUCCAGAAUGUCAGUAUUAAGGAUGAAGGCUUCUAUUCCUGUGGAACUGCAUCUGCGUGGCCUACUGAGCUGAGCUUUGGGACCUGUCUGACGAUAGGUGUAAGUGUGAGUGCAGCUGGGGUUCUAGUUCUGGUCUGUGUGGUAAACUGGAUCAGUGUCAAGAAGAGAUCAGGGGGGCACAAGAAAAGGGACAAUGGCCAUCUCUUCACUCUUCAGCCCCAAGCCCCCAGAGAGUCUGGACGAGAGUCCGACGUCCAGUACACCACUGUCCAGUUCAAACGCAGGGAAUCUCCAGAAACUGAGGGGGAUGAUGUCCAGUGUGCCAGUGUCCAGUUCAAAAUGGCUGGGGUGGCACAGGGGAUAGUGGAGAGUGACAGGAAGUGAGUGUGAGAGAGAGUCGGGGUGGGAUCCGGAAAGGACCACGGGGCGGGAAUCGAACCCGGGUCGCCGGUGAAUGGUGCAGAUGCCCCAGCCAGUUACACCACACUUUAGCCUAUUACAACGUGGAGCAGCAGUCUGAUAGUCUUCCACAAACAGGUCACAGAAAGUGCACCCCACAUUUGUGCCACAAAUUGCCUACUCCAUAACACAAACAACCUGUAACUCACCCAUUAGAAAUCCACUCUACGGGCCUUAUGUUCAGCAAAGUCCUUAAAGAUAUCUUAUUGAAAUCCAACUGCCUGGCUCUGCUGUUCUCUAUGGAGAGUAUGGCCAAUCUACUCAAUGGUUCUUGUCCCAUGCUUGCCUACUCCUUAGGUAGGACUUAACAUCAGCAUCGGUAGCACCAACGCCAGCAGCAACAUUAGAAAACUAUCCAAUUUAAUAACUUUGGAUUUAGUCUCCUCCAGUUCUUGCCUUUCUUUUAUCUUGUGUGUGCUCGUAAUUAUGAGAUAAUGUGAUAUUUGUUUUGAAAGCAAUGAGCUUCCGUAUCUUCUAACAU